AUGAGUAAUUCUAAAGCAAUUGGUACACCAUUAAGUCGUUCAACAAGUCUUGACAAAGAUGAGAAGGGAAAUUCAAUGGAUGAAACAAAAUAUCGUGGGAUGAUUGGAUCCUUACUUUAUUUGACUGCUAGUCGACCAGAUAUCAUAUUUAUUAUGUGUAAAUGUGCUAGGUUACAGUCUGCUCCUAAGGAGUUGCAUCUGAUAGCAAUGUCGAUCUUGCAUGAGAUAAAGAAGACAGGAAAAAGUACCAGUGGAACAUGUCAAUUACUGGGAAUGGCAUUAAUAUCCUGGAACAACAAGAAACAAGGCUCAAUUGCAUUGUCCACAACUGAGGCAGAGUAUAUUGCUAUUGGACAGUGUUGUGCUCAAUUACUUUGGAUGUCUCAUCAACUG
Messenger RNA from Nicotiana tabacum (common tobacco), 393 nucleotides. The record is from RefSeq and is a predicted model, not a curated record. NCBI's taxonomy places the organism in Eukaryota, Viridiplantae, Streptophyta, Magnoliopsida, Solanales, Solanaceae.